AUGAACUAUACGCUUAGGUGUCAUGACGAUACGUCUCCAAAUUUACUCACCGUAGUUGCAAAAAUCUGUGCAAGGUGCAUGGCAGCAAUAGCUACUGCUGCAGCUAGGUAGUGAGUGGUAGUCGUAGCUGUAGUAGUAAUACUGUUGCCGGGGCACGCAUGUGAGCUCAGCCGUGCAACUGCAGCUGCAUGCUUAGCUUCGUCCAGUUCAGUAUCCAUCUCCCUUUCUAUAAAUCCUAACGCGUCACGAGCUGUGGCAGUGAGCAGUGAGGAAGCUGAGUCUUGACACUUCGCCGCAGAAGGAAGCGGAUCAGAAGCUGUGUGUGAGCUGGAGGCAGGGGAGGCCAUGGACUGGAACUCGUGGCUGUCGAGGACGAGCUUGGCGCCGUCGCUGACGUACGAGUACGGGCUCCUCUUCAGCCGGAACGAGCUGGAGCCCGGCGACACGGCGCACUUCGACCACGACCUGCUCAAGAGCAUGGGCAUCGCCGUCGCCAAGCACCGCCUCGAGAUCCUCAAGCUGGCCAAGAAUAAGGGCGAAGCCGCGGCCAAGGACGACGCCUCGUCGGCGGCCUCGCGGCUAGCGCGCAGGGCCAGGAGGUGCCUGGCCCGGUGCGUGCGCCAGCUGGCCGGCGGGGGGAGGAGGGCCGCGUCGUCGGUCACCGUCGUGCCGAGAAUCUGCAGCGGGGACGAUGCCGUCCGCGUCGGCGCCGUGCAGAGGAGGAGCGCCGCCAAGAAGAUGGUGCUCAUGAUCACUGACGACAGAGAAGCCGCGAGGGGCGGCGAGCGGCUGUCGGCGUCGUCGCAGAAGGCGAGCCUGAUGUUCCAUGAUUGUUACCAAGACGACAGCGGCGACGAGGAGGAGGAGGAACGAUGCUCAGAGGACGGCACCGGAGGCGAGAUAAGGUGGGACUCAAUGUUUCAGGACCUGAAACCAACGUGAUGGUCAAAUUCAAUAUCCUCCUCUUCGAUCUUGCAUGCGCUCCUGGUUUGGUGUUCUUGCAUGAGUUGGUCUUUUCAUGGGUUUGGCUGU
Molecule: messenger RNA, 1032 nt
Organism: Phragmites australis (common reed)
Lineage: Eukaryota; Viridiplantae; Streptophyta; Magnoliopsida; Poales; Poaceae
Exons: 1
Coding region: 346-942 (198 amino acids)
Source: RefSeq, a predicted model, not a curated record